AUGAGCAGCUUAUGGUAGCUCAACUUAUUAAAAAAACAGUUAUUAAGAAUUAGUGCAAUUAAGAUAAAUGUAAAUUUAAUAAUAAUUUCCCUGAAAGAAAGCUAAUAUAGUUUCUCUCAGAUCAAUUUUUAUGAAGUAAAUAUUUUAGAUUAGUAUAAGAAUACUUAUGCUUAAAGCACUGUCUUUAGUAGAGCUUCUUCAAAUUUUAUAUCAGUUUUUCUCCGUUCAUAAUAAUCUUUAAUUUUUUUUUUAUAAAGAGGAUUUAGAUAGUUUGGAAAUUCUGGAGUAUUAUAUUUUAACAUUAAUAGUUUAUAUAUGUAAGUGAGGCUGAUCUUAAUAUGAAAAUGUAUUUAAUUAGAUCAUGUCAAUGUAACCAUUGUAAAUAUCUUGAUUAUCAUCCUAUGCAUGCUUAUUAAAUAGUUUGUAAAUCUAAAGAUUUAAAUCAUAAUAUCUUCAACAAUACCUAGAUUUACAGAUCUUAUACUUUAGAAAACCCAAUUACAAAAGAUUUGAGUUAUGAAUGUUUAUGUAAAUUUUGUUUAUCUAUAUAUACUGAUUUAUCACAUAAAAAAUAAAUUGUUGUUUAAAAUGUGAAUUGA
This is a messenger RNA of Paramecium primaurelia, 599 nucleotides long. The record is from the annotation of a GenBank genome assembly. Lineage: Eukaryota; Ciliophora; Oligohymenophorea; Peniculida; Parameciidae.